Protopterus annectens (West African lungfish) is the source of this 3547-nucleotide messenger RNA. RefSeq names its product tec protein tyrosine kinase (gene TEC). The coding region runs from base 426 to 2402 and encodes 658 amino acids. Gene Ontology annotation, molecular function: non-membrane spanning protein tyrosine kinase activity; protein binding; ATP binding. Gene Ontology annotation, biological process: adaptive immune response; B cell receptor signaling pathway; peptidyl-tyrosine autophosphorylation. NCBI's taxonomy places the organism in Eukaryota, Metazoa, Chordata, Ceratodontiformes, Protopteridae. The transcript is spliced from 18 exons. The record is from RefSeq and is a predicted model, not a curated record.
AAUGGGCAGUAAGUACUCUUACUUCACAGGAUGUGACGUUUUUGUUGCAUGUUGCAAAGGACAGCAAGCAAUUCUUGUUUAGAGAAAUGUAUGACAUUGUGAAACUGUCCAGAUUACUUUCAGUCUCCCUCAGUCUUGGGUGCGUAAUUAAGAACAAAUCCAAAAAUGUUUGAACCUUAGUUGCUGACCGUAUAAGCCACUCGUUUGAAAUUUUUGAACAAUUAUAGACACUGCACACUUGUUUUCUGUGUUCUCAUGUUAUGCAACACCAUACAUUUGCCUGAUGUGAAAUGAUAUCAUGAACUGAAAAGGAUUGGGCAAUCCUGCUGAGACAGCUAUACUGUGUGAAAUUUACAAAAACUGUAUUCUGUGAAAGGAAUGCUGCCUUUGAUGUUUCUCAUUCUAGAAGUAACGCCUGGAUCCAGAUGAAAUUGACACAUGCUUUCAGGGUGUUUGCUGGACUGAAAGAUUUCGCGUUCAAUGGCAGGAGAAAAAGUGAAACAGAUGCUGACAUGAAUUCAGAUAUUAUACUAGAGGAGAUAUUAAUUAAAAGAUCUCAGCAGAAGAAACGGACCUCCCCUUUAAAUUACAAGGAGAGGCUUUUUGUGCUUACAAAGUCAAAGUUAUCUUAUUAUGAUGGCCGAGUGGAGAAAAAGUCCAGAAAGGGAACUAUAGCUAUUGAGACAAUCAAGUGUGUGGAAAUUGUGAAAAAUGAAGGUGGAUUUAUUCCUUGUCAAAACAAGUACCCUUUUCAGGUUCUAUAUGACUUUAAUACACUAUAUAUUUUUGCACCAAGUGCUGACAGCAGAAGUACAUGGGUAAAGUGCCUGAAAGAUGAAAUAAAGAACAAUUCCGCAUUACUAUCAAAAUAUCACCCUCGAUUUUGGACUGAAGGCUUGUGGUACUGCUGUAGGCAGACAGAUAAAUUAGCACCAGGAUGUGAAGAGUACAAUAUAUUUGGUGACACUUCAAGGAAACCUUUGCCUCCAACACCAUUUCAGCUUAAAGCACCCCCUCCUCCAGUCCCUGAGCAAGAACAGGAAGUUGAAGAAAGCAAGCAAGAUAUAGUGAUUGCAAUGUAUGAUUUUCAAGCUCUAGAACCUACUGACAUAAACCUUAUCAAAGGUGAAGAAUAUGUUAUAAUUGAAAGAAAAGAUGCUCACUGGUGGAAAGCUAAGGACAGCAAUGGGAAUACUGGCUAUGUUCCCAGCAACUAUGUGACUGAGAAGAGAAUGAGUAAUUUAGACCAGUAUGAAUGGUACUGUGGCGGUGUGAACAGAAGUAAAGCAGAACAUAUGCUUAAAAAAGAGGAUAAAGAAGGUGGUUUCAUUGUCAGAAACUCCAGUCAAGCUGGAAUGUACACUGUAUCAGUAUACACAAAAUCUGGACGAGAGAGCAGACCAGAAACAAAACAUUACCAUAUCAAACAAACACAGACUAAUCCUAUGCAGUAUUACAUUGCUGAGAAAGUUGUCCGUAGCUGUAUACCAGAACUAAUUGACUAUCAUCAACACAAUGCAGCAGGUCUAGUUACAAGACUACGUUAUCCAGUCGGCUCUAAAGGAAGGACAGUACCUGCGACAGCAGGAUUCAGUUAUGAGAAAUGGGAAAUAAAGCCAUCAGAGCUGACAUUUAUGAAGGAGCUGGGCAGUGGACAGUGUGGCGUGGUACGUUUAGGAAAGUGGCGAGCACAGCACAAAGUGGCAAUUAAGGCCAUCCGAGAAGGUGCAAUGUUUGAGGAGGAUUUCAUUGAGGAAGCAAAAGUAAUGAUGAAAUGUUCCCAUCCAAACUUAGUUCAGCUAUAUGGUGUCUGUACGCAAGAGAGGCCAUUUUACAUUGUUACAGAGUUUAUGGAGCAUGGCUGCCUUUUAAAUUUUCUGAGGCAAAGACGAGGUCAUCUUCAGAAGCCAGAGCUGUUAACAAUGUGCCAAGACGUAUGUGAAGGAAUGGCAUACCUGGAGGCGAAUCAGUUUAUACACAGAGACCUGGCUGCCAGGAACUGCUUAGUGAAUCUAAGUCUAACAGUAAAAGUGUCUGAUUUUGGAAUGGCAAGGUUCACUUAUGAUGAUGAAUACACCAGUUCUUGUGGGUCAAAGUUCCCUGUGAAAUGGUCUGCCCCUGAAGUCUUUAAUUUCAGCAAGUUCAGCAGCAAAUCUGAUGCCUGGUCUUUUGGUAUUCUUAUGUGGGAAAUAUUCACUGAAGGAAAGAUGCCCUAUGAAAACAAUACAAAUCAUGAAGUGGUCCAGAUGGUUAGCCAGGGUCAAAGGUUGUAUCGACCCAGACUGGCAUCAAAUGCAGUGCAUCAAAUAAUGAUUAGGUGCUGGCAAGAGAGACCUGACGGAAGGCCUACAUUUUCAGAACUGCGCAAUAUGAUCAGCAGUUUGGUUGAAACUGAGGAUUAACAUGAAGAGAUGCUGCACACUUGCCCAACAAAAAUGAACUUUGUCUAUAAAUGUAAACAAAACAAGAGUAUAUAUAUUUUUGCAUAUGAGCUCAUAUAUUGGAUUAAAAAAAAUAAAAUCAAAUGGUUGUACUUGCAGCAUCCUUUAAAUGUUCUCCAUUCACAUAGGUUGGUUUCAUUAUAGAAAUGAAAUAGGGUUAGGAUUGUGAUAAAAAUGGUAGAAGUUAGUUCAGUAGUAAAAGAUGUGCACUGGUUUAUUAUUGAUUUCAUACAGACAUAUGAAAAAAGUAUCUGUGGAUGUGGCAAACUGAUUAGCAACUUGAAUUUAGAAAUAUGCACUUUUUUACUAAAAUCAUAAACCAGACCACUAUUAUUAACAUAGAAAGCACUCACAGCUUUAAUACUGCACUUUAGACAGCAGUCCCGUGAACAUGGAUUUCUUUGCCUCUAAAUAAAUGUAUUUGCCUGAUGUUUAGUAGUUUUCUUUUCCCCUUUAGAAAUACAUAUUCUAUCAUGUCACCCCCACCCCCACAAACACACACACCUCUUCUGAUACCUAACUCUUAGGAAUGGAAACCAUUUGAGUGUAUUUUUGUCUGGCACUUAAGCCCAAGUUCCAUGAUCAUUAAAAAACACCCAAUUGCACAUUAUCCAGCAUCCUUCUCUGGCUCCUGCUUCCUGCACUUGGGAAACACUUGUCUCUAGUGAUCUAUUGGAUUUUUAUUGUCUUUCAGCAGAUUAAAAUACCAGAAGCUCCUUAUUGACACACAGCAUCCUUAAGCCACACAGCUUUUAAUGGCGGAAUUUGUGUCUCAGCUUCCCUAGAAUAACACAUUAAAUGUACCACCUGUGCUCUUUGUAAGAUACAUGCAGCCGCUGUUCCACGUGACUUUGGCUUGUUAGAUGAGACAUGAUACUUAGUGUAGUUGCCUCCCUUGAUGCUGUAUGUGAUGGAGGCAGGAGUUUGGGAAGGUGUUAUACCCCAUGGAAAUUAUGACUGGUAAUCAGGGAUGUGAAAACAGAUGCUGAUCUCUACCACGAUGGAAUGUUCACUCGAUCAUGUUAUUUAAAAAUGGAUGCAUGUCACGUUAGCUGCUGUUUUAAAUAAUGAAUGAAUGAUGUAUAAUAAAUGUAAGAAUAAUGAUA